Wickerhamiella sorbophila is the source of this 783-nucleotide messenger RNA. RefSeq names its product Ammonia transport outward protein 2. The record is from RefSeq and is a predicted model, not a curated record. Gene Ontology annotation, cellular component: plasma membrane. NCBI's taxonomy places the organism in Eukaryota, Fungi, Ascomycota, Dipodascomycetes, Dipodascales, Trichomonascaceae. The transcript has a single exon. Bases 1 to 783 code for a protein of 260 amino acids. Gene Ontology annotation, molecular function: acetate transmembrane transporter activity.
AUGAGCUACGAAGAACCAGUUAUCAAUGAUCACGAGAGUGCCAUCGGCACCCCCAAGGAUCAUAACGAUGGUUAUGUUACCAUCGGUCGCACCCGUGUGCCCAUCGAGGACGUCCUCACCGCAUAUGGUGGCAACCUGAACCCGGGCAUUGCUGCUCCAUCAACCCACAGGUUCGCUAACCCCACUCCUGUCGGUCUUGGUGGAUUUGCCAUGUGUCUGUUUGCCUGGUCUAUCGGCAACUUCCAGGGUUUCGGUAUCUUGGUUCCUAAUGCCAUUGUUACCCUUGCCAUCUUCUACGGUGGUGUUACCCAGCUUUUGGCCGCCAUGUGGGAGAUUGCUGUUGAAAACACCUUUGGUGCCGUUACAUUGUCGGGCUAUGCCUCGUUCUGGCUCUCGUGGGGUGCUCUUAACAUCCCCUGGUUCGGUGUUGGUCAGGCUUAUGCUGCUGUUGAGAACGGUCCCCGUAUGAUGCAGAAGUAUGUUGGCUUCUACUUCCUGUGCUGGUGCAUUUUCAGCGCUGGUCUCUGCACCUGCACCGUGAAGAGUACCUUCCCCAUGUUUGCCAUGUUCUUCCUUUUGUUUGUUACCUUCCUUUUGCUUGCUAUUGGCUCUCUUACUCCUACCGAGGGCUGCAACAAAGCCGGUGGUAUCGUUGGCAUCAUCGCCGGCGUUAUUGCAUGGUAUAUUACUUUUGCUGGUAUCGCUACCAAGGAGAACUCUUAUGUUACUGUUCGUCCUAUUUACAUGCCCGGCAGCAUCCACGGCAAGAGUUACAAGGCUUGA